UCAGGGUGCUCACUUGACCGGCGUCCAGUUGCUCAACGACACUGUGCACUCUUGCAACCAACUGACGACCUCUAAUGUUCCCGCCGACAUGAGAGUCGCCGCGUCACCCAAGGAUGGCAAGACCUUUUUCCUCUUUGGACCCAAGGGCUCUGGCUGGUACGACAUCGACUCAGCCACGACUCCCUCGGACAAGCCUGUCUCGACCACAAGCGAGUUCCACCCCUUGCCUGCCCUGAACGUUACCGUGCCUCGCACCGCUAACUGGGAAGGCUCUAUCUAUGUCUUUGGCAAGAACGAUGCUGGUGUCGGUGUCUGGAGCGUUAACACCACUGUCGGUGCACCUUAUACCAUCGUCCCCGAGUCCCAGGGAGCUCCCAUCUCUGGAGACUUUGGCGUCGCCAACUGCGGUACGGGUAUCAUUGUCUAUGGUGGCUGUGCCUCCGCUGAUAAAUGUUCGACCAACCUGAAACCUGGUGAGUCCCUUACUCCAGGUACCAUCACUCCUCCCACCGUAAUCUACGUCCCUGGUACCGGUGGAUCCGGAGGAGGUGGAUCCGGUGGCGGCGGAUCUGGUGGCUCUGGAGGUGGAGGAUCCAGUGGUGGUGGAACCGGUGGUGGCGGAUCUGGAGGCGGAGGAACCGGUGGUGGUGGAACCGGUGGUGGUGGAUCUGGAGGUGGAGGAACCGGUGGUGGUGGAUCUGGCGACGGUGGAUCCGGUGGUGGUGGCUCUGGUGGUGGAGUCUGGAUCCCAGCCCCAGGCCCCGACGUCCCCACUGGUGCCCCAUCUGGUGGCCCUACUGUCGUUCCUCCCACAUCCACUUCCUCUGGUUCUUCCGUCGUUCCUACUGGUCCUAUUCUCCCUGGCGGCAGCGACGGUUCCAAGACCUCUGGCGGCGGAAAUCACACUGGCGCUAUCAUCGGAGGCAUUCUCGGUUUUCUGGCCCUGAUCUGCCUGAUUGCUUUGCUGUUCAUCUUUGCCCGUCGUCGCAGAAGACACCAGGAGGAGGAGUAUGCUGCUGGAGGUAUUGGCGGUGCUGGUCACUCCGAGUACAGCUCUGCUCAUGGCGGAAUCCCACCUCUGGCUCCUGUUGGUCCUUUCGGUGAUCUGGAUGACGUUGUUGUUCAAGACAAGGACUUGCCUGGCGGUCCUUCCGGUAACAACGCCUACCCUGGUGGUCCUUCUGGUGACUCGUCUGUUCCUGGUGGUCCCUCUGGAUCUGGUCACGGUAUUCCCCCUGGUGCGAUCGCUGGCGGUCUUAUUGGUGCCGGUGCCCUCGGUGCCGCUGCCGCUAACCGUAAGGACAAGGAUGACCGUGAAGAGGUUUCCCAUGGUCAUGUUGCCCCUGUCCCUGUUCCCGGUGGUCCUUCUAAUGAUUCUCGUUACCCCGGUGGUCCUUCCGGCGACUCAAGCUUCCCUCCUGGCGGUCCUUCCGGCAACAACACUUACCCCGGUGGUCCUUCCAACAACAGUGCUUAUCCCGGUGGUCCUUCUGGUCCCUCUGGAUCUGGUCACGGUAUGCACCCUGGUGCGAUCGCUGGCGGUCUUAUUGGUGCCGGUGCCCUUGGUGCUGCCGCUGCUAAUCGUAAGAACAAGGAUGACCGUGAAGAGGUUUCCCAUGGCCAUGUUACCCCUGCUCCCGUUCCUGGCGGUCCAAAUGACAACACCACUGAGACCCAGAAUGGUCGCGGUGCUCCCGUUCCUGUUCCUGUUCCCGGCGGACCUACCUCUGAUAACUCGACCAAGAGACCUACCGGCCCUGGUGGAGUGUACCCUGUUGGAGGCACGACCACUACCGAGACAACUGAGGAGGUUGAGGAGACUUCCUCUGAUAGCCACCUCGGCAGAAACGUCUUGUUGGGCGGCGCUGUUCUCGGUGCCGGUGCUGUCCUUGCCGGUAAUAAGCGCUCUGACUCUAACGAAUCGACCACGAUAACCAGCAAGACCACUGUCACGACCACCAAGAACGGCGGCCGCAUCUACACCACGACCGGCACUGGUGGCCGCACUGUGGUUACUGAACGCUCUGAAAAUGGUUCCCCUCGUCACGUCUUGACCGGUGUUGUUCCUGACACUACCACUGUUCGCACCAUCACUCAGCGUACCGAGACUGGCGAGGACAUCCUCAUCCCUGUUGAUGCCCCCGAGGGCGAGGAGCGCGAGAUUAUCACUGAGCGCGACCAUAACGGCAAGAUCCGCUACAUCAUUGGAGGAAUUAUUGCUGGCGCUGCCGGCGCUGGUAUCGUUCGUCAUAUCGUUUCUUCGCGCACUGAAUCUAAUUCUGGAGAGACCACCCACAUCAUUCCCGGUGGAACUACGACUACGACUUCUUCGACCCGUAUCAUCACUGAGCGCACCUCCACUGGAGAGAUUCGCCAUGUUAUUGUUGGCGGCUUCAGCGGCAAUGCUAUCCGUGUCUUGACCGAGCGCACCGUGUCUGGCGAGGCCCGCCUGAUCCCUACCAACGAGCCCACUGGAGAACUCCACCAUGUUAUCACUGAACGCACCGAGUCUGGCGAUACCCGUUACAUUAUUGGCGGUAUCAUUGCUGGAGGAGCAAUCCGCACUGUUACCGAGCGCACCGAGUCUGGCAGCACCCGCGUCAUCCCUGGAGGCGUCUGCUCUGUUACCUCAUCGACCCGCAUUGUGACCGAACGUACCUCGACUGGUGAGAUCCGCUACAUCAUUAUUGGUGGCUUCAGCGGAAACGCUAUCCGUGUCAUUAUUGAGCGUACUUCGUCUGGAGAGACCCGCAUGACCCCCACGAACGAGGAGACCGGUGAGCUUCGCCAUGUCAUUACUGAGCGCACCGAGACUGGUGAGACCCGCUACAUUGUCGGAGGCAUCAUUUCCGGUACUACGAUUACUCGCGUGAUUAUGGGACCCCGCAUUGUGACCGAGCGCACCUCGACUGGCGAGAUCCGCUAUGUGAUUAUUGAUCAGUACAACGGCAACGCUAUCCGCACCAAGUUUGAGCGCAACGUGGAGACCGGCGAGUGGGUCCAUAUCCCAGUUAAGGAGCCCGAGGGUGAGCUGCGCUAUGUGACUGAGGAGAGAACCGAGUCCGGUGAGAUCCGCAAGGUCAUUGGCGCCGUCAUUACCGGAAAUGUUACCACGACCACCCGUACCGUCUCUGGAGGCGUUGUCCCUGAGGGUGCUUCGACUUCGACCCAGACCCGCAUCGUUGCUGAGCGUAAUGAGUCCGGAGAGACCCGUUAUUACCAGAUUACCAACGGACCCGACGGACAGGAGAUCCGCACUGUUGUUGAGCGCACCGAGGAUGGCGGUUUCCGCAUCCCAGGAGGCGCCGUUGUUGUCGGAGCUGGAGCCACCUUGGUUGGAAACAACCACCAGACCACUACCACGACCCGUGUUGUUGGAGGUGGUACUUUGACCCCCGCUGAGCAGGCCGCGAACAAGACCCAGAUCACUCUCAAGUUGAGCAUUAUGCGCUACGAGCGUGCUGACGCCUCUGCUGCCGUCCCUAACGCCGCUGUUGGCGCCGUCAUGUUCUCUAAAUUCAAGAUGCUCGCACCCGGUGAUGUCAACAUUGAGGACACUGCUUACUCGCACGUUGAGGAGGUUAAAGCCCCCAACGCUCGUCGCACGAUCAAGUGGAUGAAGACCGAGGCCCACUGGAAGCGUGAGGCUGUCCUACAUGCAGACAGAGCAGCUGUCGUCGAUCCAGAUCCGUCAAUUGACCGCUUCGCUCUCGGAUGCUCUCCGCUGGUGCCACGAGCAUCAUGUUGUUCACCUGAACGUCCGCCCUGCUUCGUUCUACCUCGAGGGUGUUCCUGGACAGGAUGCGAAGAACAGCAACGGACAGCUGAUCUGGAAGCUUUGGAACUUCGGCCAUGCACGCUUUGUCGGUGAGACCGUCGAUACCUCUGUUACAACGGUCACCUAUGCUGCCCCUGAGAUCUUGAACGGACGCAAGAAGAGUGAUGCCAAUGUCCUGUCGUCUGUCUCGAUGGAUCGCUGGUCCCUGGGAUUGAUUAUCUACGAGUUGCACGCCCGCAAGACCUACUUCUCUUCGAACGCGUUCGCCGAGUUCCAGUUGACGAACGACGACGGAGUUAAAUUCGAGCCUGCUUUGGACGCCGUCCGGGAAGACGAUGCCCGCCAGGCUAUCAGGGGAUUGCUGGAAGUCGAUGCCGAGAAGCGUUACACGCACGAGACAUUGCGCGAGGUCUACUUUGGCAAGACAUAAA
Molecule: messenger RNA, 4209 nt
Organism: Gamsiella multidivaricata
Lineage: Eukaryota; Fungi; Mortierellomycota; Mortierellomycetes; Mortierellales; Mortierellaceae
Exons: 5
Coding region: 89-3871 (1260 amino acids)
Source: RefSeq, a predicted model, not a curated record